AUGCUUAAGGUGCCCCAUGUGGAUGUCUUUCAACAUGUUUCAUCUAUCCUCAAGGAGUAUGGAUUUUGCCCUACUGGAGAUCCCAUGGACACUGUAAACCUCCAGCCUUAUGAGUGCAGAAAGUCAAACGGAGAGUCAUGCAAAGGGCUUAAAAAUGCAAACACGGCAGUUACGGAAUUGGCCAAUCUGGAUGCUGCAGAGGAAAAGGUCACAACCGUUGGAAAUGACAACCUCUCCCUUAUGGCACGGCAGCACACCAAAAAAACACAGGCUGUGAGAAAGAAAGCAGGCGGAGGAUGGGAUCCCACAUAUACAAAGAGAAGUUUCUUCCCAUACUGGAGAUCAGUGUUACAAGAUCAGGUUCCUUUGAAGGUGUAUCCAGCCUAUGCAAGCUCAGAUCCUAGUCCAAAUCAUAAACUUGGUCCAAUGCGAAGGACCUCGCCAUUUACAAGCAACAAUCAACCCAGAAGGUGCUUUGUCACUGCUGCUAUUGGUGCAUUCAGGCUCUUGAAGGUGCUAAAAUAG
Molecule: messenger RNA, 525 nt
Organism: Triticum turgidum subsp. durum (durum wheat)
Lineage: Eukaryota; Viridiplantae; Streptophyta; Magnoliopsida; Poales; Poaceae
Source: the annotation of a GenBank genome assembly